GUGAUUGGUCCAGACUCCCCGAGUAUUUCCGCUGCCUGGGACCAGCUAGCCGUAGACUAGCCUACCCUCCUCUCCUCUGAUGUGCUGCGGAAAAUAAGGCAGAGCUCGCCGCUCUCGGGUCACGGACUUGACCGCAGACUACAUGUGGAAAGUUUCGUCCCGUGGACCCGGAGACUGGGAGUAAAACAGGUCAACCAUGUCUGAACUUUUUAUGGAGUGUGUAGAGGAGGAGCUAGAACCGUGGCAGAAACAAAUCCCUCAAGUUCAUCUAAUCGACGACGAUGAUGACGACGACGAACCCAUCUUCGUUGGAGUUCUCUCGGGCAACCAAAAGGACAGUAAGAACAGCCCUGCACCCCCUCAGAGGAACAGUGCAGGGACACAACAAAAGAAAAUCGGUGUGGUUCAGGCCUCUGCAGCCCCCUCACCCAUAGUGCUGCCACUCAGUGUACCCGCAAGUACACUGAAAACGACAACAGUGACUCCACAACCUGUUAUAGUUAAUAAUCAGGGCUUUAUUGUCACUUCUCCGCAAUUUACUACCAACAGUGACCUUAUUGCCACUCUUGGGUCCCAGUAUCCCCCUGGAACAUCUUUUACAAUUGUACCAGCUCCUCGCCAGCAGGUUUUCCAGCAAGCCUCUCCGGCCACGGCGUUGUCCGGUGUCGUCCACCGGCCUCAGGUCCAGCAGAUCAGGAACAACGUGGUGACUUUGGCUAACGUCCAGAGCCCUGCGGUGUAUUCAGUCCAGUCCAAUCAGCUGCAGCCCAAAAUGUCCAACACGCCAACCCUUCAGAACGUUUCUGGGAAGGACAUCGGCGAUCAGAGCUCAGUCAAACGGGGAUUUAUUGCGUCGGAUGGUGCAUCGGAUGUUGACAAAGUGGCAAAGAAAGUCAAAAUUGAUGCAGUAACCCUCCAAGUGGAGAAUGGCAUCUUAAAGAGAACCUGCACCAAAUGUCACGGCACCUUCCUUUCAGAGGAGGCCAUGAAGUUUCAUACGGUGCGUUGCGGUGUGGCUGUAGGAGGCGCCGCCCCGUCAGCCCCGAACAUGAGUAACGGCAACAAACUCAUCAUGCUGGUCGCAGAUUUUUACUAUGGCCGCUUCGAAGGAGACGCUGAAAAGAAGGAGGCGCAGAAGACCAACACCACUUUCAAGUGCCAAAGUUGUUUAAAGGUUCUCAAGAACAAUAUUCGGUUUAUGAACCACAUGAAGCACCACCUGGAGCUGGAGAAGCAGAACAGCGAGAGCUGGGAAAGCCACACCACCUGCCACCACUGCUACAGGCAGUACAUGACGCCGUUCCAGCUGCAGUGUCACAUCGAGAGCGCUCACAGCCCCAUCGAAUCUUCAACCAACUGCAAGAUAUGCGAGCUGGCGUUUGAGUCGGAGCAGGUGCUCCUGGAGCACAUGAAGGCCAACCACAAACCCGGUGAAAUGCCUUAUGUCUGCCAGGUGUGCGACUACAGGUCUUCCUUCUUCUCGGACCUGGAGGCCCAUUUCCGCCGCGUCCACGAGAACACCAAAGACCUGCUCUGUCCGUUCUGUCUCAAAGUUCUCCGGACCAGCCACAUAUACAUGCAGCACUACAUGAAGCAUCAGAAAAAAGGGAUCCAUCGGUGUGGAAAAUGCCGACUGAAUUUCCUCACCUACAAGGAAAAAGUGGAGCACAGGACUCACGCCCACAAGACUUUUAGGAAGCCCAAAGCCUUGGAGGGCCUUCCUCCGGGUACAAAGGUGACAAUCCGGGCCUCCCUGAUGGGGAAGGGACCCGUGACGCUGCACGGCUCCAAUCGAUCCGCUGUGACCGUCACUCCAGAACCGAUGAGCUUCCCGAAUUUCAAAGUCAGGGCUCCGGUAAACCUAGCCAAGGCUAAAACAAAGGACCCUAAGGCGGGAAAGGCGAGGUCUACCCAGAGCAAAACGCAGCAGAGCAAGAAGCAGGAACGUCGGUCUUCCAAGCACAACCUGGCUCUCAAGAAUCUCAGUGCCAAUGAGGGGUGCCACACAUGCAUUGAGUGUAACGCCAAGGUCGACGACUUCCUUUCGCAUUUCCCAAUGCUUUCAAACUGCGGCGCAUGUACCUAUCGGACAGGUUGCAAAAUAUCUUUCGGGAACCACAUGAUCAAAUGUCAUAGCACCAUCAGCAAACAGAGGAUUUUGAAAAUGGAUCGCAAAAAGAAUCCACCUGGAUUAAAAUUAACCCUCAUCUGCCUCAACUGUGAUCUACUCGUCGAUGCGUCUGGUGGAGACCUAAUGUCCAAGCAUUUAACUGAUCAACCGGAUCACACAUGUAAAGUCAUUCAGGAAAAAGAUAUCACAGCUGAAGACAAAGACCAAGACAAAGUGCAUCUGCAGCAGUCAGCAGAGGACACACAGACCGCCCCUCCCUCGCCAUCCACAGCAGCUUUAGAGCCAGAAGAAACGGACUCGAAACAAUCCACAAACGACGCGUUUGCGAGUGAAACGCUCGGCGACGUUGACCAGCCCGGACCGGAGCAGAAUGUGGCAGCAGACGGUCGGGAAAACGAUUCCACCGAGCCCGGCGCCGAUGAAGGCAGCGAAUCGAAACCGGCGUCUUUGGAGGCCGCUUCGUCUCCUUGUUCGUCGGAGGCGCUGCCCGUCCAGGAUCAGCCGUCCGCGCCUGACGGCUUGUUGGAUCCGGUGACCGGAGAGAUGACCCCUUAAAUGACUGUCAGUCAGCUGGAGGAAGGCGGGCGAUACACUAAAGAUCUGUGCGUCGUUUUCAAAGUACGAUGAGGAGAUAAAAGCUUUGGCCGGUCAGGACAACCAGAGAAACCAUUCAAAAUAAAAUUCAACAGCUCAGCACUUUUCACUUCAAAACAGAUUAUUUAGCAUCUCAGCUGAUUCCAGGGUAAUGUCGGUCGGCCAGAAGACGUUUUAGGCUCAUUUUGUUUUUUUUUUUUUUUUUUAAAUAUAUACUGAUGUGUAGUCGUUGCAGUAUAGAGGGUUAAAAACUUUUAGAAAAACUGAAAGAAUUAUAUUCUUCAUUUUUCAUUUUGAAAACUUUUUUUUUCUUUUUUUUUUUUUUUUUUUGAUUUUCUGACCUUUUAUCUUAUUGACUUAACUGAAUUAGUCCUCCAAGCGCGUCUGGUUCUGGGAAACUAAGGCGUGGUCAAGCUUUUCGGUGCAAACUGUCCUCUUCUAACCACGCACUGGAAAAAGCCAACAUGGUGGUUCUGGGUGAUUGUGUGAAUCUUUUGUAGAGAAAUCUAUUUUUCAUCUCAAUUAGGUUUUUAUCAAGCUUUGGUUUUACAUAGUUUAAUUUCUAGUUUGCUGUCAAGUGUUUUUUUUUUUUGUUUUUUUGGGUGGCGUAAUCUUUCACCAGCUAAAGAAAACAUUUAACCAAAAUGUUGAAUUGUUUACAGAGAGUCCCUGAGCGUGGGUGAAAAGCAAACCUUUCCUUCAGUGUUGACCGAUGGUUCACGGCGUCCACAGCUGACUUGGUUUUCUGCUGAGUUUUUUUCAACCACGAUUUGAAUCAUGACCAGAAAAUAACGUUGGACAUCAUCCUCCAAGGAAAUGGUUCUAGUGCAUCUGUGGGAAACGAAGUGGCGAAAUAAUUACGAUUAUAAUUAAGAGUUAACCCAAUAAAUGUUCGACUGAACCGCAACCAUGUUUUUUAUUUUCCCCCUUAACAAGGCUGAAAGAGAAAUGUUGACAUGUUCCCUUCAGAGUAGAUGAAAGAUGUCUAAAGCCACUUCAUUGUUUUUAAUUCUUUAUAUCUGUAAAAAAACAACAACAACAAAAAAAAACACAAGCCUGUAAAUACGUUUACUUCUCUGUAUAAAUGUUUUGAUGAUAUUCCUGUUAUACUCUCUGGAUGCUUCACGUUAUGCAGGGGCUCUACAUUCUGGGUUAUAGCAGCAUCUUUCUGUUCCUGUCCUGUAAAUAAACCUUGACUAGAAGA
This is a messenger RNA of Fundulus heteroclitus (mummichog), 3929 nucleotides long. RefSeq names its product zinc finger protein 280D (gene znf280d). Lineage: Eukaryota; Metazoa; Chordata; Actinopteri; Cyprinodontiformes; Fundulidae. The transcript is spliced from 18 exons. Gene Ontology annotation, molecular function: RNA polymerase II cis-regulatory region sequence-specific DNA binding; DNA-binding transcription factor activity, RNA polymerase II-specific. Bases 197 to 2686 code for a protein of 829 amino acids. Gene Ontology annotation, biological process: regulation of DNA-templated transcription. The record is from RefSeq and is a predicted model, not a curated record.